Molecule: messenger RNA, 2364 nt
Organism: Ctenocephalides felis (cat flea)
Lineage: Eukaryota; Metazoa; Arthropoda; Insecta; Siphonaptera; Pulicidae
Exons: 11
Coding region: 163-2325 (720 amino acids)
Biological process (GO): mitochondrial mRNA polyadenylation; mRNA 3'-end processing
Molecular function (GO): poly(A) RNA polymerase activity
Source: RefSeq, a predicted model, not a curated record
AGUUUUACUGAUGGUAUAUAUUUAUGUACUUUAUGUAAUAAUGAUAUUGAUGUUUCUGCCAAUGUUUUUUCCAUAAAGAAUCACUUGGAGAGCAUUACUCAUAGAAAUAAUGCAUUACUGGUAAAUUUAUCACAUCGAUAUUAUUGUUAUUUAUGCGACUUAAUGAUUCAGAAUGAGAAAUCAUAUUUAACUCAUAAAUCACAAAAGGCACAUAAGGAAAGGUUAAUUUCAUACUUUGGAUGUAAAAAUAAGGGCCUAUUUUUCAAAGACUUAGUUUGUCAAGAAUGUGGUUUAAUAAUUUUUUCUAAUGAUGAGGGAGCAUUACCUAAACAUACACCCAUCACUUUCAAGUUUAAUGAUACAUCAGUAAAUACAAAUACAAAAAUUGAUGGAAAAGAAAUAAUGUUUGCUGCUAUGAAUGAAUUACACGGAAAUGCAUCACAUAUGAAUGGUGGCUGUUUAGGAGUCCGUGAAGAUAAUUUUUAUGACAAUGAAGUAUUAGAUACUAUUACUAAAUACUAUGUAAAUGAUGGAAUGGAUAUAGGCUGUGUUCCAGCAUUUUCAAAUGAAAAGAUUGCUGUUCCGUUGAUGAAUGAUUUUGUAGAAGAAUAUGAGCAUGGUCAAUUAGAUAAUUUAAAAAUUAUUGAGAAUAAUGGAGUUGAAGCAAAUAAUGGCAAUGACACUAAAAAUAUAAAUGUGACAAAUAGUAAAGAAGAAACACGUAAAUUAGAAGAAAUAUUUUUAAAGUUUUGGGACGAUUUUGAUCUCAGUGAUAAGAACCUAAGUUUAAAUAAGCAAAUUUUCGGAAUAAUUGACAAAGGAUUUUUAAAAUGUUUAUUGUGUCGUCAUAAAUUAACUCUCAACAAACGAGGUGUUCUUGGUCAUAUUAAUGGAAUGAGCCAUAGAAGAAACCUUAGCGAAUUUCUAGAAAUUCGUCACUAUUGCAGCGUAUGUAGACUAUUUAUACAGGACUUCAAUUUGCAUAAAAUCUCAUCAAAUCAUAUUUCUAAUAUUCCAGAUUAUAAUGAUGACUUUAAUAAAGAUAAUCCUCCUACAAUGAAACAUGAAUGCAGUGAGUGCCGCGUUAUAUCAUACUAUCCAGCAGGUACCAACUUUGAACACACACAUUUUGAAUUUGAAUUCUCAAAGGUUAUUACAAAAGGAAAAAUUAGUUCCAAUGCAAAAAUUAGAAAAAAAAUUUUGACUUUAAUCGAGGAUGAACAAGUAUUGGAUGACUACUCUGUUAAUUUAAUCAAAUUGGCAAAAACUGCUGCACAAUCGAAUGAAUUGAUAUUAGCUACCUGCACCAUGCUGGAGAAAAAUUUAUCAAUGUUCACAAGCUGCAAAGCCUACCCUUUUGGCUCUAGAAUGACUGGUUUAGGAUGUGAAAGUAGCGAUCUUGACAUUUUUUUUGACAGUGGUUCCAUGUAUAAUGGAUUACAAAACCAAAACAGUCAAUUUCAGAAUUCGUUAAUUGAUGUAUGUUGUGAGGUGUUAAAAAAAUGUGACGAGUGGGACUUUGUGUUCCCUGUUACAAAAGCUAGAACACCAAUUAUUAAAGCAUUUAAUACUGUAUAUAAAAUGGACUGUGAUAUAUCUUUUAGAAAUGGCUUAGGUGUUGAAAAUACUGUCAUAUUAAAGCGAAUAUUAAAUGAUCAACCAAUCGCAAAGCGUAUGAUAUUAAUCUUGAAACAUUGGUUAAAACUAAUUAAGGUUUCAAUGAAUGGGUAUGCUAUAGCAUAUCUUGUUAUAUUUUAUCUUCAGCUACAAAAGCUCAUUGUACCUGUAUGGCGUAUGACUACAGGAAGAAUUCAUGAAAAAAAAAAGAUUUGCGGUUGGGAGUGCCAAGUUGUAGACUAUGUGGCUUUUCCGAAAAGCACUGAAAAAUUAUCGAAUUUAUUGCGUGGUUUUUUCAAAUAUUAUGGAGAAUUCAAUUACUCACAGAAUGUGAUUUGUCCAUUAUUGGGCCAGAUAGUUAAUAAAGAAGAGUUUGAAGAUUAUAUGUCACUUCCUGAACAAUUUAAACCAUAUAUAGAUCAUUGCCAACGAAUUUCAAGGGCUGCAUUAAAUGAUUUCAAUUCAAACGAUAUGGAUUCAAACGAUUUAAAUUCAAACGAUAUGGAGUUACUUGAUCAGUUAUAUUUUGGACCCCUAAAAACUGAUGCAUCAAUGUGUCUUCAGGAUCCUGUUGAUUUGUCUCAUAAUGUAACUAAAGGUAUUCGACCUACAGAUUUGGAAAAAUUUAAAAUUAUGUGCGAGUUUUCUUCAUCCAUUAUUGCCACUAAGAAUUCGAGUGAUCGUGCGGAUAAUUAUAUUGAUGAAUAAUAAGCUACACAAUAGUUUGAUUGUCGUUUCAAGCAUACA